Paramisgurnus dabryanus is the source of this 2051-nucleotide messenger RNA. It is a transcript of the gene lgals3b, whose product is annotated as lectin, galactoside binding soluble 3b. The record is from RefSeq and is a predicted model, not a curated record. Gene Ontology annotation, biological process: negative regulation of endocytosis; neutrophil chemotaxis; eosinophil chemotaxis. Gene Ontology annotation, cellular component: cytoplasm; nucleus; immunological synapse. NCBI's taxonomy places the organism in Eukaryota, Metazoa, Chordata, Actinopteri, Cypriniformes, Cobitidae. Gene Ontology annotation, molecular function: laminin binding; disaccharide binding; IgE binding.
ACAAAACUUAAAUAAAUAAAACAUGUUGUAUCUGUUUUAAAUAUGAUACCAAUAUCAUGUCAUUAUUCCGAUUGAAUAGUAUUUUGAUAUGAAAGUGAGUCAACACUUUUAUUUUGGAGUUUUUUGCAUGAAGGCAGGGGCGCUCAUAUUGUUAGAAAUGUAAGUGGCAUGGAAAAGACUGAAAGCUAUAUAAUAUAAUUCGUUUGAUGUAUGUGUAUGCACAAAUGUCUGUGAACUGUGCACACUCUGCCCCCUUAAAAAAUAUUGGUGCAUGACGCCCCUGGUUGGACCUGUCAUGCUGCUAUUCAAGCCAACUGUGUGCAGUUAUAUUUUCAAAAGACAUUUUUCUUUUGCCAGCUUUAUAUAAGUAACUUCUGAUAGUGUUUUAGUGGAUAGUGUUUAACUACAUGUCUGUUUCUAUCUAAUUUAUAAAUAAUUUUCACUUAUGUGCAACUACUUUAUUUUUAACUACAGAACAUUUUCUUAGAGCAAGUCACUAUGUUUGAAACAAUGGGUAUAACAUUUGGAUAUAAAUACAUAGCCUGUUUUGAUUUAUGAAUGCACUCUAUUUCAAUAUUAUAAAUAUUUUUAAACAUAGCAUUACCUUUUAUGCCUUAUUGUUUGGUCCUUGAUUCUGAUUGGUUAAUAGCUGUGUUUCGUUCAAGAUAAAACAUAACUAUGACCUGCACCCCACGAUUAUCACUGCGCAGCACACUAACAUGUGAACCAAUCUGUUACUGUUCACAGUCGGUCAGGGACUAUUUUUUUCCACGGAAGGAAGGCUUUUAAUGAUUUUACCUCAUGAAAGUUGUGUUAAUACCUAUUUUUUGCUUUAAUAUUUGUAUUGUGUGGUAACCUUUAUAUAAAAGCAAUUAGGUCAUGGCUUAUUUACAAAGUUACAGGAACUUAUUCCACGAUAAAGCACAGCCUCUCAUACCUUAUUGCUUACAUACAUGUAACUAUUUGCAGUAAUGCUAACAAUGUUCCUCUCAUCUUUGUCUGGUUUUCAGAUAUCAUGAAUCCAGCAAAUCCUGCCUGGCCCGGCCAACCACCCAAUCCCGCUUUGCCCGGCCAACCACCCAAUCCUGCCUGGCCCGGUCAAUCACCCAAUCCUUUUUGGCCCGGUCAAUCACCCAAUCCUUUUUGGCCCGGCCAAUCACCCAAUCCUGCUUGGCCCGGCCAACCACCCAAUCCUGUCUGGCCCGGCCAACCACCCAAUCCCGCCUUGCCCGGUCAAUCACCCAAUCCCGCUUGGCCCGGCCAAUCACCCAAUCCCGUCUGGCCUGGACAGCCUAAUCCUGCCUGGCCCAGCCCACCAACAAAUCCUGCCUGGCCUGGCCAGUCACCCAAUCCCGCCUGGCCUGGUCAGCCAAACCAGCCAGCUCCACCAACAUGGCCGGGUCAGCCUGGACAGCCAGGAGCUCCAGGAUGGCCUGGACCUGUCCCGCAAACUGGUCCUUAUGGUGUUCCCGAGCCUCCAAAACCACUAACUGUGCCCUUCGAAAUGACUCUGGCCAAUGGUGUAUAUAACAAACUGCUCAUCACCAUUAAUGGAGAAGUAAAACCCAAUGCUGAGCUUAUCACUAUUGAUAUAAAAAAAGACAAUGACAUUGCUCUUCAUAUAAACCCUCGCUUUAAUGAUUAUGGAAAGCAAAUUAUUGUAAGAAACAGUUUAAUUGGAAACCGUUGGGGACCAGAAGAGAGAGAAUGCCCAUCCUUUCCUUUUAUUCCAGGAAAGCCUUUUGAGCUGAAGAUUUUAUGCCUUGACUCUGCAUUUAAAGUGGCAGUAAACAAAUCUCACCUUCUGGAAUACAAACAUCGCAUUCUUGAGCUCAACAAGAUCAAAACACUUCGGAUCUACAAUGAUCUAACCCUCAAAUCUGUUGAUGUGGAGACGCUGCCAUGAGAUCGUACUGUCACAGUUACUGAUGGAUUUGAUAAUUACUGUAUGUCUAUGUGCCAGUCCAUUGACUCCAGUACUAUCUUUAUUACAUUUUAAAAACUAUGUGUGAUAAAUGAUGUUAAUAAUAAAUCAUGAUGAUCUUGUUUUU